CUUUUUCCGCUUACGGAACAUAGGUCAUAGGACGGUAGACAUUUUGCUAGCUUGUUAGCAAAAUAAACUGUCGAGGUUAAUCUUAGGGCAACUUGGUUGUCAUCAAAGUUGCUCUUUGUCGCCUGACAGAUAAAGUCUGUUAUCAUGUGGUAUGAAAUUUUGCCCGGCUUCGCCAUCAUGACCGUGUGUCUGAUUAUUCCGGGCGUCGCUACCGCACAGAUCCACAAGUUCACCAACGGAGGAAAGGAAAAGAGAAUCGCUCGGGUUCCGUGGCAGUGGUAUCUUGUGGACAGAGACAGGCGAGUGUCAGGAACAGGAAAGAGUUAUGAGUCUAAGGGACUUGAGAACAUUCACUGAUGACAAGGAAUAUGAGGACCCACAUCAGAAGAAAGUUCGUUGUUGUACAUCACAAGAUUAUAUUUAACAUUCAGUGUUAGUUUGGGGUUUUUUUUCAGUCUUUAAGGCAGUUGUCCUUGUUCUCAAAUAAAAUGUUCCAUGCUGGA
Scatophagus argus is the source of this 503-nucleotide messenger RNA. It is a transcript of the gene ndufa1, whose product is annotated as NADH:ubiquinone oxidoreductase subunit A1. The transcript is spliced from 3 exons. NCBI's taxonomy places the organism in Eukaryota, Metazoa, Chordata, Actinopteri, Scatophagidae. Bases 145 to 357 code for a protein of 70 amino acids. The record is from RefSeq and is a predicted model, not a curated record.